Mercenaria mercenaria is the source of this 2130-nucleotide messenger RNA. Its product is annotated as interferon-induced protein 44-like. Bases 132 to 1568 code for a protein of 478 amino acids. The transcript is spliced from 7 exons. Lineage: Eukaryota; Metazoa; Mollusca; Bivalvia; Venerida; Veneridae. The record is from RefSeq and is a predicted model, not a curated record.
AUACCAUUGCAUGGCAUUAAAGCCGCGGCGAUCAGAUUGUAGCGUAGCUAGGCAGCACCCCCAUAAACGACUGUACUCCCCCUCAUUCCUGUUGCAACCGAUGAAAGGCCGAAGGGGUCAAGCAGUGAACAAUGACGGAAGGAAAACUCUCGGAGAAAGAUAUGGAUCAGCUGGAAAAAUGGAUUGGAACGGGUCCUAAAAUAUUUACACUUCGGUAUGCUAUCACACGAGAUGGAUGUGAUCCUACAGUCUUCCAUCAGAAAUGUGACAACCAGGGUCCUACUGUAACAGUGCUUUAUAAUCAACACGGCUCCGUGUAUGGUGGUUUUACAAGCGUCAGUUGGCAAUCAAAGAGUCCCAUUUUCGUCAGAGUUGAUAAAGCAUUUUUAUAUCAGCUGAGGUAUAAUGGAAGUGACAGGCAAAAUAAAUUUCAUGUUAAAAACCCCGAUAGAGCUGUUAUACACAGUAGAUCGUGUGGACCAUUAUUCGGUUCAGGUUGUGAUCUUAACACAUUUAACACUAAGAUAAACAAAUCUGGUACUGUCUUUCCUCUCGAUGGAAACAUGAGCACUUUCGGAACCGAUUACAACAACAACGGAGUGAGUACUGACCAAGUAAACAACGGUUCGAUGCACGUCACUGAACUAGAAGUAUACAGUGUAGCAGAUGGCCAAAGAAGAAAACCCUUACAGGAAGAAAAAACACCAUGGCGAAAAACUAAAGACUGGAACGAAAAGUACUUAGAUGAACUCAAAGAGGAGACUGUUACAUUUAAACCAGUCCAAGACCUACAGAUAAGCGAGGCUCGAAUUUUGAUGCUAGGUCCGGUGGGUGCUGGCAAAUCCAGUUUCUACAACACGAUAGAUUCAAUAUACCGGGGUCGAAUUACACAGCGAGCCUGCAGUGGUAGCGCAGAACAGAGCCUUUCCACUGCUUACAUACCAUAUACGGUGAAAGUAGGGUCAGGUGCCUCCUUGAACUUCCGACUGUGUGAUACACGUGGUCUAGAAGAAUCCAUGGGUAUCGAUGUGCUAGAGUGUAACUAUCUUCUUGAUGGAAACGUACCAGCUUAUUACGAGUUUAAUCCUACAUCGCCAAUCAGUCCAAAGUAUCCAGGAUUCAAGUCUGACCCCAGCACUAAUGACAUUGUCCAUUGUGCAGUCUUCGUAUUAGAUUCAACAACGCUCGAAGUGCUGUCUUCAAAGGUUGUUGAGAAAAUGAAGGGACUUCGUGGACUAAUGAAUCAAAAACGAAUACCACAGAUUAUUCUUUUAACAAAGAUAGACAAGCUCUGUAAAGAAGUAGAGAAAAACGUAUCUUGCGUGUAUCACAGCCCAACUGUCAAGCAAGCUAUAGAGAAAGCAUCGCAAAUUCUUGGUCUUCCACGAGCUCACGUACUUCCUGUGAAGAAUUACGAGGACGAGGCUGAGUUGGACGACAACAUUGACAUUUUAGCUUUAUUGGCUCUUCGUAAGAUGCUGCAUUUUACUGAGGAUUUCAUGCAUAAUCUGAUUGACAAACGAAAUGAUGUGCAAGUCGAGAUGAAAAAAUUGAAGCUCGAAAACUGAGAAUCUGCAACGUUUAGCACAAUAGAGACCGUUAUCUCAAAGUUGAUGACUUUUCAUAUAUCUUUUUUUUGACAAAUUAAUCAGACAUGGCACAGCCUGCAUAAAUGUUUUAAUGUAAUCUUUCACAACACAUUAUAUGUUCUGCUUACAAAAGGCCACGAUACCAUUUAAACUUGAAAGCAUGAUGUAAAAGGUCUUAACAGGACAACUUCAAAGACUUGAAAGUGGUUAUGCUAAAUUCUUUUCUUUUUUGAACAGUUUGUGUUGACUCCUAUUAUUUUCGCUAGAUGUCUGUCUGCGUUUACACUUGUGAUGUGUUCUUUGUUUUCAGUCAUUUUAUAUCGUUCCGUUUAAUGUGUUUGUGAAUUGUUAUCAUUGUCAUUGAUUUUACGCGCAUACAGUAUGUUAGGCAGAAUGCAGUAAGAGGGCUUGGUACUAUUGUACCCAUUUAUAGAAAGAAGUUUUAUAAUAGAAUUAACACUGUUUCUGUUGUCAACGAUUGACGCAAAGUCUUUGCUUUUAACCGUGGCAUUCGGGAUUUAAUAAAGUGGGAAGAAAUCAG